Messenger RNA from Phyllopteryx taeniolatus (common seadragon), 2392 nucleotides. RefSeq names its product dorsal inhibitory axon guidance protein a (gene draxina). NCBI's taxonomy places the organism in Eukaryota, Metazoa, Chordata, Actinopteri, Syngnathiformes, Syngnathidae. The transcript is spliced from 7 exons. The coding region runs from base 420 to 1427 and encodes 335 amino acids. Gene Ontology annotation, biological process: Wnt signaling pathway; axon guidance. Gene Ontology annotation, cellular component: extracellular region. The record is from RefSeq and is a predicted model, not a curated record.
ACAAUUGCACCUAUGUUUCUAUCUUCCGGAGUAUUUGAAACUUUUGGGACCUUUUUUUGAGGAGGAACCUGGCUCACGUGACGUCACUUUGCGUCUCAUCCGCCGCGGUGACGCGCAGAGUGUGUCAUCGAUGCACAAAAGUCAAAAUAGCGGCCAAGCCCCUCCUCCUUCCCGGAGGCGUGGACGCGGAGGCGCGCGCUCCCGGGUCCGCCGCUGUUGCGCCUCCCGUGGCUGUGUGGCCGCUGCCCGCCGUCUGCUGCAAGCGCAGAAGGAGCCGCAACAGCAGCAGCAGCAGCAACAGGAACAGCAGCAGCAACAGGAACAGCAGCAGCAGCAGCAGCAGCGCGGUUCCAACAAAGGUUCCACCAGCUGCGACAAACAACACACGCAGCAGGUGGCGCCGUUGUGCUUUAGAGACGAUGGCGCCCUCCUUCUUCCUGACGUUGGCGCUUCUUUUGGCGCUGACGUCUUUGUCCCUCGCCUCCGAUCCUUCCGGCGUCCCUCGCGGCAAGAGGAGGCGCCACUCCGGAGGACGGUCGCAGCACCUCCUACGGGCCGCGGCGGGCUACGGCGACGUGAAGGUGACGCGUAGCAGCCGGGGCGGCGGGCCCGUCUCUCGUGGGCCGGCACGCCCUCUGGCCCGCCCCGAGGACGACGGCGCAGGCUCGGAGGGUCUGCGUCCGGUACGGGUGGAGACGGGCCGGGGCAGAGCCGGCCUGAGAGAGAACCAGCUGACGGGCACGCGCAAGGGAAGAGGUCACGCCGACCAAUCGCAGCUCAGGAGACACGGGGGGAGGCGGGACAAAGGACGACAUGGGCAAGGUUUUCUUCCGGAGCCGCGGUCGGGCGUCCUACUGGACGAGCCCCCUCCUUCAUCUUCGUCUUCUUCGGUCCCUGCGGGAGACGGGCCCUCCCCCGACUCCGCCACCUCGGGCUCUGGCUCCUCCUCGGUCGCCGCGGUGACCGACGAGCAUCCCCCGACGUUGCCCCCGGCCUCCGCCAAACCGCCGAGGUCCGCACGAGGGAAGGGGCAAGGCGAGGUGAUGCCCACCCUGGACAUGGCGCUCUUCGACUGGACCGACUACGAGGACAUGAAGCCUGUGGAUGCGUGGCCGUCCUCCAGGAAGAAAGACAAAAGGCGAAGUAAAAAUCUCAGCAGCGGGAACGGGACAGCGGACGGUGACGACGUCGAACCAUGUGACCACCAUCUGGACUGUCUGCCCGGUUCCUGUUGCGACCUGAGGCAACACGAGUGCAAAGCUCACAACAGAGGCCUGAACAACAAGUGCUACGACGACUGCAUGUGCGAGGAAGGCUUCCGUUGCUAUGCUAAAUUCCACCGCAAGCGGCGCGUAACGAAGAGGCGGGGCCGCUGUGUGGUGCCCGAGUCGGUCAGUAGUGACCACGGAGGCUUCAUCACCGUCUGAGGAGGAAGAUGAGGAUAAGAGUCUGUGGGAAGACGGCGACCGUGACCACACGGGCGACGUCCCGUGCUUGGAGUGGAUGUCAACGAGCGGACGUUUUGAAGCACAAGGGAAUGCUACCCCCAACCUUACCCCAACACUACCCUAACUCUAACCCUAACUUUACCCCAGGCCCAGCCCAACCUAAGCCCAAAACUAACUUUGCCUUUAACCCAGCACUACCCUAACCUAAGCCCAAAUCUACCCUAACCUUUACCCCAGCACUACCCCAACCUAAACCCAACACUACGAUAACUCUAACCCCGACCUUUACCCCAGGCCCAGCCCAACCUAAGCCCAACACUAACCUUGCCUUUACCCCAGCACUACCCUAACCUAAGCCCAACACUACCCUAACCUUUACCCCAGCACUACCCCAACCUAAGCCCAACACUUCCCUAACUCUAACUCUACCUUUACCCCAACCGUACCCUAACCCCUUUAAGUGAGAUCUGUUUGCUUAUUUAUAAUGUUGGAACAUCGCAGUGCUGAUAAACGUAUAUAUGUCGCUGUUAGGCUGGAACCUUACAUGUCCAAAUAUGGUCAAUUUCAUAUUAUCAUCACUAAUCGAUACCAUAGGUCUAUUCCCACAUCAUCUGUUAUUAUUACGCAUUAUGAACCAAUUUAAAGUUGUGUAAAUAGUUUGCGAACAAACUCCUUAGCUCUAUUGAACGCUUAAACUGCAAUUAGCCAUGAAACCCGAUUUCGGUGUUGUGUUGUGUCGAUGUUGAUGACGGCAAUAUAACGUGCAAGACCGACUUGAAUGACCGACUUGUAAUAACUUGUGAAUAUGAAGGUGUCGUUUUCUUUUCAACUUUCAGUAGUGUUUUCAAGUUUAUUGUUCCACUCUUCUUAAUUUAUUCAUUUUUUUUUAUUUCCCUGUCUUGUGCUUGCGUUUAAGAUUAAACUAUUUGUUGUGCAACAAAUGA